AUGGUUCAGUCUCGCCUCUCUUUCCUUCCAUAUCCCUUCCUCAUCUCCCCAUUUCUCAUCACCACCCUGGCAACACCAAGCAACAUGAAUCAAGAUCACCCCCGACAGGAGCCCAUAUCCCCACUUUACGCCCAACUCGGCAAGUUCUCAAAGCUACCACCAGAGCUACGCUUUAAGAUCUGGAAUCAUCUCUUCGACAAUUUCAAAAGCACUGCCAGCGCAUCCGGCAUUAUAUCUAUCUUUUUUUGCAAUAGAAAUCUCUACGAGGAGACUUCCCGUAUUCUAUAUGAAACUCGUCUCUUCGGUCUUACCAUCAUGAUUGAUCCCUCGAUUGAAGGAACGUUAGAUUUCACAGCUAUCGUGGAGAUUAUAAAAGGCGCGAGAACGCCAGUUGCGUUCAGAUGCAUAAGUUUGAGCUGCCUUGAUGAUGUUCUUCGGCUCAUCCAACAAUUCCCAAGCUGGAGACUCCGGAGAUCUGGACCAUGCAUUCGCGUCAGAUACUUCCACGUGCCGUCUCCUAGCAUGGAACUGUGCCUCUGGAAGUGUGUCCACAGCAUCGUCGAUACUUUGAAACUCCUACCAAACGGCAAGAAAAUCGGAUACACAAGUUUCUAUCCCCGCCUCCAAAAUCCAGAGUAUGCCAUGAAAUUAACGAAGAGUGGUGUACUGAAGGACUGGUUCGAUGAAAGAUUCCCAGGGGAGCGCCUCCCAUUUCCAGACUGCCCCUCUACAGGCACUCAUAAUCACAAUGAUCCCCCCGGUCCAUGCCUAAACAUACCGGUCUACCACUACGCCAUAUUGAAAGCCAUUGAUUCUGUCAAACUCGGAAAACAUGAGCGAAAGAAGCUGGGUACUGAGUCAGGAACUAAGGGAUCAAAAGCCCAACCUUUGGAGAAUGAGUGCAUGGACCUGUCAAGGCUCCUUCCACUCUGGAGAGGGAAGCGCAACGUCAACAUCACCUACACGCUCCUCCCCGCCCAGUCAGGGGUUCAAAAAAUCGAUGAUAUGGUUUGGUACCAAGCCAUCGACUCAGACAAGGUCAAAUCCGUCCACGGAGUUGAUACCCCUACGCCAGGUAAUCCUGGCGCUUGGGAUUGGCGCGGAAAAGGCUGGCUGGUCAUCGCCAGCUCCCACUGGGAGUGUCUUGGGUUUGGAGAUACCGAGGACGGUAAUUAG
Messenger RNA from Penicillium salamii, 1176 nucleotides. The record is from the annotation of a GenBank genome assembly. Lineage: Eukaryota; Fungi; Ascomycota; Eurotiomycetes; Eurotiales; Aspergillaceae.